GAGAGCUCGAGCCCACAUCCAACCGAUCCGGUUAGCGUUCAGCAUCAUCCGACGGAAAUCCUGUUAACGCCACACGGACGUCCUGCCGGCAUCCGGCUGCAAUCGCAAUGAGUCACAUCCACUCGAGCAGGAAGUCAGCUCUGUGCCCUCUGGGAGGAAACUGCACUGAGCACCAUCACCAGGUUAGGAUGUCUAAACUGCUCCACCUGCCUGACCACGCCCCUACACAGAGUGCUCACGCCCAGUCUCACCUGUUUCCUACCGUGGAUGUCCCUGACCACGCCCACUACAUCAUUGGCUCAGUCAUCCUGUUGGUAGGGGUAACAGGCAUGCUGGGAAACGCCCUGGUCAUCUACGUGUUCUGUCGCAGUCGGACGCUGAGGUCGCCCAGCAACCUGCUAGUGGUUAACUUGGCGGCCGCCGACUUCCUGAUGUCCUUGACACAGUCUCCAGUCUUCUUUGUGGCCAGCCUGCAUCGCCGCUGGGUGUUUGGGGAGCUGGCCUGCGAGCUGUACGCCUUCUGCGGUGCUCUCUUUGGCAUCACCUCCAUGAUAACGCUGACGGCAAUUGCGGUGGACCGUUGCCUGGCUAUCACGCGUCCUCUGGCGAUGCUGGGUGGGGUGAGUCAUCAGAGAGUGUUGGUGGUGGUGGCAGUUGUGUGGCUGUACUCUCUGGGCUGGAGUCUGCCGCCGUUCUUCGGGUGGAGCGCCUACGUCCCUGAAGGCCUGCAGACAUCCUGCAGCUGGGACUACAUGAGCUUUACAGCUGCUGUACGCACUUACACCCUCCUGCUGUUCUCCUUCGUCUUCUUCAUCCCGCUCGCUGUCAUUGCUGCGUGCUACUUUGCCAUUUUCCGGGCAGUGCAGCAGGCGGGGCGGGAAAUAGAGCAGCUGAACUGUGGCGAGGUCAACAAGGCAUAUGAGCGUCUGCGCAGCGAGUGGCGAAUGGCUAAGGUGGCUCUGGGAGUAAUCCUGCUCUUCAUCGUUUCCUGGUCGCCAUACUCUGUGGUUGCUCUCACCGCCACCGCUGGCUACGCACACCUGCUGACUCCAUACAUGAACUCGGUGCCAGCUGUCAUCGCCAAGGCCUCUGCCAUCCACAACCCCAUUAUCUAUGCCAUCACACACCCAAAGUACCGCGCUGCCAUUGGUCACUAUGUCCCUUUUCUUCGCAGCGUGCUACGGCUGCAGGAGAAGGACCUGCGCUCCUCUUUCAGCUCAAGCGCCACUUCGUCUCGCUGUACCACUUUUACCAGCUCGCCAAAAGGUCGACUUAAUGCCGGCGUCAGGACCAAUGGCCACCAGGCUCAGAACUGCCUAUCCUCAGUGUCUGACAGCAAGUCGUGCUGGAUGGAGAGCGAUGCUGACGGCUCGAGCAGAAGAUCAGAGAGGCAGGCGUUCUCAGAGGUCACCGCUAACCCCUUGGACUCCGUCACACCGAGGCAGCACGUGGGCCACACCGACGCCAGUUCAUCUGACGGUGCCGUGCUCGAGGCCAAACUUCCUCUGUGAUGCUGCUCUCGUGGUUCUGCUCUUACUGGUCAAAGGUUUUGAUCAGAUGGAGAGACGAAAUGAGAUCAGGGAGUGAUGCAGGCCUUUGAUGGUGAUGACAUCACUGUGUUACUCACGGUUACGCAGCUGAUUGGAAACUUGAGCUUCAUGUGAAUAUUGAUUGAUUUUCCUGUGAUUGAUUCGGUUUUCUGAUUAAUUUGUCAGUAAAGUUCAGUUCAAGCUAAAUUUCUUCAGGUUUUUUUUUUUUACCACAGAAACAUGAUGAUGUGUGAGGCGUGAUUGAAAUUUGAAAUCUGCAGCAGUGUUUGAGCAUCAACAUCUCCAAAACUUCUAAAGAUCAAACCCUGAAAUGUUAAAAAAGCCGGAUUACCUUCAAAUGAACCAGGAUGUGUAAUGCUCCAAAUUAUAUGCAAAAAUAAAAAAUGAAAGCCGCCCUGUAAAGUCUCAUUAUUAAGCACACACUGGUAAAGAAUCAACUAGUGACAAUUUGUGGAUGCUAUAUAAAUUAAUUUCACAGUACUGUAAAGCAUGUAGAAACUCUUUAACAUGGGAUCUUGAGUCAGGACAUUAAGAACAUGCACCACUGGGUGCGAUCUUUCGUAAACAUAAAGUUUCAUUUCAUCUUUAAGCUGAUGAUUGCCAGCUUUAUUUUCCUUUCAGUCGUUCUGAUAGCUCCCAAAUUAGACUCCUGCUUGAUUGCCUUAGUGAUGUUAAGUCAUGGAUGGCUCAAAACUUUAAAUUUUAAUGAACGUAAAAUGGAAGCAAUUCUGUUCGGCCCGAAUCGUUCCUCUGAUAUCCCUGAUGUUGACCUUGCUGCUCUGACCCUUCACCUGAAGAGCUCGAUUACCAAUCUUGGGUUAAAAAUCGACUCUGCACUUACCUUUGAUGGCCACGUGAAUGCGGUGGUGAAAUCAUCAUUCUAUCAUCUCAGGCGUCUGUCGAAGGUUAAACCUUUUCUUUCAAGGCGUGACUUGGAGACUGGUAUCCACGCUUUUAUAA
Molecule: messenger RNA, 2510 nt
Organism: Pundamilia nyererei
Lineage: Eukaryota; Metazoa; Chordata; Actinopteri; Cichliformes; Cichlidae
Gene: opn4.1
Product: opsin 4.1
Exons: 1
Coding region: 108-1511 (467 amino acids)
Biological process (GO): G protein-coupled receptor signaling pathway; visual perception
Cellular component (GO): membrane
Molecular function (GO): G protein-coupled receptor activity
Source: RefSeq, a predicted model, not a curated record